GUCUGACGGAGCAGGGGGCCCAGCAGCUGAAGGGCCAGACGUCAGACAGGCUGGAGACGGUGAUCCUGGAUGUCACCAAGACUGAGAGCAUUGCUGCGGCCACUGAGUGGGUGAAGGAGCGUGUCGGGGACAGAGUCCUCCAGUUUGAACACUAGCCUGACUCGAGUUUCACCCCAGCCUGUCUGUGUCUGUCCCCUGCAAAGCCAUGUGGCUGUGCCUGGCGGUCCUCGUGGGCCUGUACUACCUCCUGCGCUGGUACCGGGAGAAGCAGGUGGUGAGCCACCUCCAGGACAAGUUCGUCUUCAUCACGGGCUGUGACUCGGGCUUUGGGAACCUGCUGGCCAGGCAGCUGCACCUGCGAGGCUUCAGGGUGCUGGCUACGUGUCUGACGGAGCAGGGGGCCGAGCAGCUGAGGAACCAGACGUCAGACAGGCUGGAGACAGUGAUCCUGGACGUCACCAAGACUGAGAGCAUCGCUGCGGCCACUGAGUGGGUGAAGGAGCGUGUCGGGGACAGAGGACUCUGGGGCCUGGUGAAUAAUGCCGGCAUUUGUACGCCCAUGGCACCCAACGAGUGGCUGACCAAACAAGACUUCGUAAAGAUGCUCGACGUGAACCUGUUGGGGAUGAUUGAGGUGACCCUGAGUCUGCUGCCCCUAGUGAGGAAGGCGAGGGGCCGUGUGGUCAACGUCUCCAGUGUCAUGGGCCGUGUGUCCCUCUUUGGUGGAGGUUACUGCAUGUCCAAGUACGGCGUGGAGGCUUUCUCAGACUCCCUCAGGAGGGAGCUCUCCUACUUUGGAGUGAAGGUGGUGAUGAUUGAGCCCGGUUACUUCAUGACCAAUAUGACCAGCCCUGAGGUGUUUAAUGGAAGCCUCCAGGCAUCAUGGGAUCAGGCCAGCCCAGAGAUCAAGGAACUCUAUGGAGAGAAGUUCGUGGCUAACUUCAUGAAGACGUCUAAUUUAUUGAAGCCAUCAUGGUCCGGGAAUCUGUCCUUGGUGACCGACUGCAUGGAGCAUGCCCUGACCGCCUGCCACCCCCGCACCCGAUACUCCCCUGGCUGGGACGCCAAGCUCUUCUACCUCCCCAUGAGCUACAUGCCCACCUUCCUGGUGGAUCUCAUGAUGUAUUGGGGUGCCCCACGGCCUGCUAAGGCCCUGUAACCCAAGACUGGGGUGCAUGGUGGGGGGAGUUGGGGACUGUGUGGGGAGGGGAUGCAUCAGGGAGAGGGAAAUAGAGUGGAGAAAGGGGUUUUCAUGUCACCAGAGACACCCAUCCCACCUCAGUCCCCAGGCUUCUCUUGGGACAUUACUUAGUUCUCUGGGGAUAUUAGGAAGAAAGGAACAAGUCUUAUGGCUGAGGAACAGGGCUCAUUAUCUCACGUCUGUGUCCUGUUCCUUGAGAGGCCUCUCAGUGCCUUAUGACCCACAUGCAGCUGUGAAAAACCCACACUUUGGGGAGGGUGUGAGCAGCUGGGAGUUUUCAGUCCCCCCUGCUCUGUCUCUGUCCACCUGUUCAGAUGUAUCUUUCCCGUGUCCGGUCUCCCUCUCCCCCAGGAUAGAAAUGGACAGGGGAGAUAAAGGCCCCUCUUGCCUGAAGGUAUGUGUUGACAGUGGAGGGUGACCACCAGCCUGACUCAUGAGCCUAGGUGCCAACUCAGUAGACCUUGGCUGGAAUGGGAUCCUGUCAGAGAACAAAGAAACCGGGUUUUGAUUUAUCUUGGAAACAAGAAUUUCCAUUGAUGAUUUUUUCCUUAAAAUUAUAGUUGAAAAGUUCACCUGCUUGAAUGCAUGCUAGAGCUUCAUGCUUAAUCUGAAGACUCCUGUUUUUCAAAUUAUUAUUUAUACACGUAAACACUCACAUACACACACACAGACCCAGCCAGUCACACCAAACAAACUGAAAUCAA
This is a messenger RNA of Balaenoptera musculus (blue whale), 1905 nucleotides long. Its product is annotated as retinol dehydrogenase 16-like. The transcript is spliced from 5 exons. Lineage: Eukaryota; Metazoa; Chordata; Mammalia; Artiodactyla; Balaenopteridae. The record is from RefSeq and is a predicted model, not a curated record. The coding region runs from base 206 to 1159 and encodes 317 amino acids. Gene Ontology annotation, molecular function: oxidoreductase activity.